Racocetra persica is the source of this 287-nucleotide messenger RNA. NCBI's taxonomy places the organism in Eukaryota, Fungi, Glomeromycota, Glomeromycetes, Diversisporales, Gigasporaceae. The record is from the annotation of a GenBank genome assembly.
CGUUGCAAUCGAAACUUGGUGCUCCAAUAACCGAUACCGAUGUACCUCUCUAUACCGCUCUUAAGACAAAUUUGGAUUCUAUUACUCCUGAACUUACUUGUUCAAGAUGCGUUGAAGUUGUGAAUAAUUUUAAUAGAAGUGAUAUCCCGAUUACACUUGGAAAUAUUGUCCAUAAUAAAGAAUGGAAAGAGGAGGAAUCAAACUUAUUAGAGGAGAUUUGGAAUAAUCCGGCUUUUGCAACCAGCGAAAUACGAAGUACUCAAAGUGAAGGAACAUAUGUAACAGAU